Messenger RNA from Nasonia vitripennis (jewel wasp), 5533 nucleotides. RefSeq names its product ubiquitin carboxyl-terminal hydrolase 20 (gene Usp20-33). The record is from RefSeq and is a predicted model, not a curated record. Gene Ontology annotation, biological process: protein deubiquitination. The coding region runs from base 1065 to 3839 and encodes 924 amino acids. Gene Ontology annotation, molecular function: zinc ion binding; cysteine-type deubiquitinase activity. Lineage: Eukaryota; Metazoa; Arthropoda; Insecta; Hymenoptera; Pteromalidae. The transcript has 7 exons.
UUUUCCUUUAAUUUAUCUACAUCUGAAACUUUUACUAAUGUAUAAAGAUUUUCAUGAAUUUCGGACGUUAUUAUAACCUCUGAUUACUGAAUUUUCACAUUUAUUUACUCUAAUAACACUCGUGAUAAACAGAUUUACCGUAUCUCAUCACUGGGAAAUCUGUGAAAGGUCAAAUCAGGAUUUUUUGCCUUCGAUGUUCCACAAUCGGUGUAGACACAAAGUGCACGUGGAGGCGACAUGCUGACCACGAAAUCUUCUUCGCUAAACACGAUAAACCUAUCCAAAAAAAUCUCACGAAACUAGAACGAUGUACUUCCCUAUUCACUACUAUUAUUUAUCGCUAUUUGUUGCAAAAAAAAUCUGUAAACUGUCGACUACAAUGACCAACAAACACAGAGACUGCGGUAAAGCUCUCUUCGCGCUGUUUACACAGCAGGAUCGAGCGGGAAACUGACAGGAGCUGCGUUUUCGCGGUUUUUUCCUAGUCAGAAAAAUAUGGUUGUCGCAACCAAUACUUUUGUAAAACCUCCUUACACACUCAUUAUUCAUUUUCUUGUCAUUUAUUUACUUUCAUUAUUGUUAAAAAGUAUAUUUUACAUAAUAUACUGCAUGAAUGAUGAAUCGUCUGCUUGUGCGUGCUCAUAUGCGCGCCAAGCUGUAGGAAACUCAUAGGUGGCGCCGCCGAGCGGUUGGGUAACAGAACUAACGGCCUGUUACCCAAGCUUUCGUCCCCCCAUUUUAACCCAGAACCGUUCUUCUAUAGGAAGUCUAUAUUCGUUGAUAUCAUAUAGGUUAGAAUCCAGCUGAAAGAAAAUCAUCGUUUCAAGGAUACAACACGUCAAGAUAGAACGAUAUGCAGUCCUAAAUUGAAAAUACGCAACGGCCCGGAGAGAUCUUCCAAACUCAAAUGUGUGACGAGCAACGAGACACGGCUGAAAGAGACAGAGAAAGCGUAAAAACGUCGUCGUGUCAGGCGCGAGGUACACGUACACAUAGUCGCAAACAAUAGGACUUUUCCAGUUGAAGACGAUCGAGAACUACGUGGAAACAGAAAAUCAGCACAAAUGCCUCUCGUUGCAACAAACUGCCCCCAUGCCGAGAGUCAUGGCGAUUUGUCAAUUGUUGAAGACAUAAUCGCUGGAAAGGAGACUUUUGACAAAUGUGUCGAGUGUGAUAAUGAAGGUCCUAAUCUUUGGCUGUGCCUGUAUCCAGAAUGCCGCUAUGUUGGUUGUGCGGAGCAACAUCUGGAUCACAGCACUAUCCAUAACAGGAAGUUCCUAACACACUCUGCCCACAUGAAUCUUUCUUCAAACAGGAUUUGGUGUUACUCCUGUCAGAAAGAGAUCCAUACCAGGCACAUACCAUCACCUUCACUCUCACCAAACCAGCUUGAUCUCAUGGUUUUUGGAAACAAAUUCUCUGGAGAUGCCUCUGUUAGUAUAAAUUGCAAGCCUGAGAAGUUUGAUUUUCACCAAUAUUUUCAAAGAUUUGUAGAUGAUAGUAAUGCAGCUAAUAGGAUAAAUACAGACAGAGGAGACUCUUUUCUUGAUAAAUCAGAAGAUUCUCCUGACAGCACAGAUUCAGAUGAAAGCAGAGAUUUUUCAGGAAAACCUAGAGGAUUAGUUGGUUUGCAGAAUAUUGGUAACACAUGCUACAUGAAUUCAGCAUUGCAGGCAUUAUCAAAUGUUCCACCAUUGACACAAUUUUUCCUGGAUUGUGCUCACAUGGUGUCUUAUGUUGCUAGAGAUCGCAAACCUGGUUUGAGCUUAAGUUACUUGAACCUCAUUAGAGAAAUGUGGAAUAAAAGAACCAGGGGGUACACGGUUCCGCAUGCUAUAUUGACGGGUAUACGAACAGUUCAUCCAAUGUUUAGAGGUUACCAUCAGCACGACACGCAAGAGUUCCUACGCUGUUUCAUGGAUCAACUUCAUGAAGAACUUAAAGAGCACAUUGAGGAAGAUCGAGAUGGUUUGCAGCGAUUGAAAAGUCUCGGCGAGCCUUCAUCAGAUGAAGAGGAGACUGAAGUUGAUGGAACUGGUUCAAGUCAAUCAGAUGCUGAGUAUGAGACCUGUGACUCUGGAGUGAGUGAACAGAGUUCGCUCAGCGACGAAGGCGAACGAGGCAUGAAACGAAGAUAUUCCAAAGUGAGUCAGGCCGACAAGCUCAGAAACAAGUUCACAAGUCGUAGUGUAAAGAAAGGCACCGCCGACGUCACUUACACUCAACAACAAAGGUCUUCCCAAAGCUCACCAGUAAAACACCAUUCAAAAAAACAAAUGAAAACACGAAGCAUUAUUAGCGACAUAUUUGAUGGUAAACUUUUGAGCAGCGUGCAGUGUCUCACCUGCGAUAGGAUAUCCACACGAAUCGAGACAUUCCAGGAUUUGUCGUUGCCGAUUCCGAGCCGUGAUCACAUUAACAUGAUACACCAAGGAUCCCUAACUCCGCAAAAAGCAAGUCCUUGUUCCGACGUUGUUUACGUGACUAAUCAAUCAGGCUGGAUUUCCUGGUUUUUGCAAUUAAUGCGCUCCUGGCUAUGGGGCCCAACUGUUAGUCUCCACGAUUGUCUCUCUGCGUUCUUCAGUGCGGAUGAAUUGAAGGGUGACAACAUGUACAGCUGCGAAAAGUGCAACAAGCUGCGUAAUGGCAUCAAGUUCUCAAAAGUUCUCGAAUUGCCUGAAGUUCUCUGCGUCCAUCUCAAAAGAUUCCGGCACGAGCUCAUGUUCAGUUCCAAGAUCGCAAGUUACGUGUCCUUUCCGUUGGAGGAUUUAGAAAUGCGUCCUCACCUUCACAAAGAUUGUGUCUCCAAGGAGACAAGUUAUGACCUCAUCUCAGUGAUUUGCCAUCACGGAACUGCCGGCGGAGGUCACUACGUCUGCUACGCUCUGAACCCGAUUACAAAUCAGUGGUUCGAAUUCGAUGAUCAGUGUGUGACGCCAGUGUCUCGCGAAACUGUGCAAAACUGCGGCGCAUACGUGCUGUUUUACCGAAAGCGCUCGCAGGAGAUUAUGCAGCUGCGCGAGAAGACCGUUGAGCUCAUGGAGAUGUCAUCAAAAGAGUCUUCGGAUUUGAAUUUCUUCGUGUCAAGGCAGUGGAUUAAUCGGUUCAAUACUUUUGCUGAACCUGGACCAAUUGACAACUCCGAUUUCCUUUGCCCCCAUGGAGGUGUAAAUCCUGUGAGAGCCAAGUUUGUAGAUAAAAUUUGUACGCCUAUCCCGCAGCACGUUUGGGAGUUUUUGUACAAAACAUUUGGUGGUGGACCAGUUUGUACGCAUUUAUGUGAAUGUCCCAUAUGUGAAGAGAAACACGAAGCAAUGGAAAAACGACGACUUUACGAAUUGGAAAUUUUCAAUCAGCUAAAUCGCCCUGAUAAUCCAACGGCACUUUAUGCUUUAGCGAUGUCUUGGUUCAGGCAAUGGCAGAGUUUCGUAAAAAGCAAAGAGACUCAGCCUCCUGGGCCGAUAGACAAUAGUUCCAUUUCUGUAAAUAAGGGCGGUCAAACAGUUUUGAAAGUUGGUUCUGAUUAUGGUCCAAUACCAGAGGAGCUUUGGCAGUUCUUUGUAAAUACGUACGGUGGAGGACCAGCGGUGAUGCUUCAUUCGUGUCAACGGCCAGUGCCUGCACAUUCUAGUAUUCCUACACAUUCCGCUGCAAGUCCGUCACAAGUUCACAUUGAUAAGAACUCAAAAUUUCCCCACGUAGAGGCUAAACUGAAGCAAGUGACCGCUGCCAAAAGCACCGAAUCGAUAUCGAUGCAGGACACUAGCGCUAUAUUAGCUGAUAAUAAUUCAACGGUGAAUACCGAUGCUCAACCGGCUCCAAGAGAAACCAGCGGCUAAGAUAUUUUUCCAAGCUAAGAUUUCAGUUUUAUCAAUACUGAAAUUUAUUUGGUAGUGCAAUCCAUACUAAUGAAUUUGAAACGGAUUCAUUGUCUACUACGUUUUUAGUCUAAAAAGUCAUUUUUGAAAAGAAUCGCUUUAGUUUGAUAAUUCUUUGCAAGAAUAUAAACCACAAAUUGCAAAUUAUGUCACGUGACUAAACUUGUUUAUCUUUAUUUAGUUUUACAUUUGUUGCACAUGGAAACAAAUUUUUUUUAAGUUUUCAUUACUACAAAUUCAAUUUUUAGUAGAUCAUGGAUUCAGCUGAAAUUCAUUGAAAUAACGAUAGUUUAAUUCGAUCGCAAAUGUACAUGUUAAUGAAAUAGCUUUUCGAUAUCACUUUCAAUUUAAAUACUUGAUGCGCUGCAUUGAGCUUUCUUGAAACUUGUACAAUAUUGCAAUGACGUUUUUUUUUCUUUAAUUCGUUAAAAUCGAGAGUAUUUUAUUUAAUGUAUGCUUAAUAUAUAUUAUAUAGCACGCUUGUACAAACAGUGAAGUGUGAGUGUGAAGGGAAUAGUGAACGUCUCUGUCGAAUCGAGAGCGUUUUAAUUUUUUACUUUCUCGCGCAGAGGAAAGAUAAAUGUUCUGUUUUGCUGUGUCUCUCGUUACUUUUUCAUACAAACGAGAGAUGAUGCAAUGUAACAAAGACCAAUGAUAUCUGUAGGAGUUGAGUCAAUGGGGAUUCUUCGUUAAGUAUCGAAAAAUCUAUAUGAUGAAUACAAAAUUGCAUCAUAAUAUUAGUCAUCUUAUCACGUUUAUGAAUUGUUCUAUGUUUUGUUUCUAUUUACAUUUACGUUUUGGUGUUUCGACUUUUAAUUUUUAUCCCUUCUUUUCCGGUCUCACCUACAUACGUACAAAUUAUUUGAGCUAUUUCGGGCUUGCACGCUCCUUUAACAUUGGCAUUUAUGUUAGCAUUCUUUCUUACCGCAUGGCGUGAAAACUAAACGAUUCGCGCGGUAAAUGAUAAGAAGACUGACGAUUCCAUGAAAAAAAAAAAAAAUAAUAAAUAAAUAAAUAAUAAUAAUGAUGAUGAUGAUUAUAAUUUAUUAAAUUCUCGGGAUUUUGCUUUUAUGUUUGUCAGAAAUGACGUAUAAAUACACAUGGAAGAGGAUAUAUUAUUAUACAUAGAGAGAAGGAAAAAUGCCAAAUCUAUGCGAAAUAUACUUUGUAUUUUAAAUUUGUUCAUUGUGCUAUAUAUGUAAAAUAGUGAAUAUAAGGCGUUUAUCGGUGCGCGGUAAAGGAAAAAAAGAGGGAGAUGAAAAGAAAAUUUAUGUUGUUGAGAUGACACGUUACUGCUAUCAUUACCAUAUUGUUAGUCCGUUAAUUUAUUUGAUUUUACAAUUUAAAUGUCGCUCGUCGACGGGCCCGAAUGAUUCUACCUAGGAUGUUCUUCGUCAACUCUAACAAUGCGCUUCGCCGUGUUCAGUCGGAAAUGUGAAGCUAGCCAAAUUUAGCGUAAUUACCAGAUUUCGAAAACGAGAGAAAAAGAGGCACACACAAAAGUUGAAUAAACAGGACGGCCGAGUGAAGGCAUAUUGUGGGGUUGCAUUAUACAAAAAGAAAUCGAAGUUUAUUCUUACUAUUAAUGAAUUAUAAUUGUGAAUUGUAACAUAAGUUAGAAGACAAAUAAAGAAGUUUUUUAUUUAUUAAAAAAA